This is a messenger RNA of Blumeria graminis f. sp. triticale, 1812 nucleotides long. The record is from the annotation of a GenBank genome assembly. NCBI's taxonomy places the organism in Eukaryota, Fungi, Ascomycota, Leotiomycetes, Helotiales, Erysiphaceae.
AUGAGAUCACGUCAAUCUUACAUGCUGAUAUGCGCACUACUAUUCAUCUUUUUGUUGUUCACUUACAAUCGGCCUAGGCUAAACCUACAAUCACUACAGCCAGACCUUCAGCAGUCAAUCAAUAAACCUAUAGCCCCAGUUAAAACAUUACCAGCAACUGCAACAAACACUGAACCAACUCCAGUAAAAAAUUCCUCGCAUCCAAUUUGGCAGUUGAUUCUAGAUAACGAGAAAGACUGGAAAAAAAAAUUAGCGAGACAAUCACAGUCCUUAUCUGAGGCCGUUACAGAAUAUCGAAGAAGAUAUGGCAUACACCCACCACCAAAUUUUGACAAGUGGUACGAAUUCGCAAAAGCUAGAAACGUACGAUUUAUUGACGAAUAUGACAAUAUUCAGCAGAAUCUAGCUCCAUUUUGGGGACUUAAACCUGCCACAAUCAGAGCUAGAGCACGGGAAGCUAUAGGUUUCGAUGCUAACAACCUAAUUGGCGCUCUUAUACGAAAUGGGGAGCUACAAAAAAUUGCAGGGGGUAGCGAAUGGCAGAUGGAGGCCACAGAGGGGAUGAUGGAUGGCUUUAUCAAGUAUUUGCCGGACAUGGACCUUGCCUUUAACAUCCACGAUGAACCCCGGGUUCUUGUCCCAUAUGAAGACUUAACUCGGCUUAUUUUUAUUGCAGAUAAUCAAACUAAACCUGUUGCUAAUGCAACUUUAGAGCCCAUAAAUUCGUGGUCUACUAGGCCUGUGGAUAUGAAUGAUGGAAGCCGUUUUGAGGAUGUUAGAAGAACGCGGUUUAAUGUCUUCGCACACCAACCAACCUGGGCUCAUUCAAGGAUAUCUUGCUCACCAGAUAGCCCAGCAAGAAUACUGGAAGACAACCAAAUGGCCGAUAAUCUGAAAAACUAUGCGAUGGGAGAACUAGGAUUUAUUUAUAACCAAACUGCACAUUCUGACAUUUGUCAGUCCCCAAGCUUCAGUAACAAACACGGCUUUUUCGAUCGACCUAAUGCCUUCAAUGUUGCUCAGGAUUUAAUUCCUGUGUUUUCUCAGUCUAAAAUCUCUUCAUUCAACGAUAUACUUUAUCCAUCCCCAUGGUACUGGUCUGGAAAGGUUCCCUAUGAUAGCUCAAUAGAUCCUACAUGGGCUGAGAAGAAAGAUCAAGUGUAUUGGCGUGGAUCCACUACAGGUGGUUUCAGUCGAGAUGGCAGCUGGAGGCGACAGCAUCGACAACAAAUGGUGCAGAAAAUAAAUACUAAUGACCGAGCAAAAAUACUGGUGAACAAGAGUGAAGAUAGUAGCGAGGAUUGGCAGACCAAAGAAGUACCUAGGAGUGACUUUAAAGAGCUUUUUGACGUCCACUUUACACAUGUGGACCAAUGCGAUCCUGCUGACUGCGAUGCCCAAAAAGAAUUUUUCUCCAUUAAAGGUUGGGCUAAACAAAAUACUGCAUGGAAAUACAAAUAUCUAAUAGAUGUCGAUGGAAAUGCAUUCAGCGGGAGAUUCUAUGCAUUUCUAAAGAGUAGAAGUUUGAUAUAUAAGCUUGCAAUAUUUAGAGAAUGGCACGAUGAAUGGCUAAAGCCUUGGUUCCACUAUAUUCCAAUGAGCCUGAAGGGCGACGAAUGGAUUGAAGCGGUACGCUGGUUUGCUGGCGAAGCACCAGGUAAGAAAAACGCAGAAAAAAUAGCGCUUCAAGGAAAGGAAUGGGCAGACAAGAUUCUGAGGAAUGAAGAUCUUGAAGCUUGGUUUUUCAGACUUCUAUUAGAGUAUGGUAGGCUGGUUGACGACAACAGAGAAGUAAUAGGCUACAAGCCUUAA